This is a messenger RNA of Lactuca saligna, 1609 nucleotides long. NCBI's taxonomy places the organism in Eukaryota, Viridiplantae, Streptophyta, Magnoliopsida, Asterales, Asteraceae. The record is from the annotation of a GenBank genome assembly.
UACUCUUUAUCCUUUUUCUUAUAGGAGCUGUUGUACAUAUAUACUCAUUUCAAGUCCACAAAAAUACGGAAAAAAUAAAAGAUUUGGAGAAAAUGUGCAAAAAUACCAAAACCAAUCACGAGAGAAAGAGAUAACUUGCUUCGAUUACUAACCUCAUCGUGCGCCAUCAAGCUUCCUUGCCCUUAAACCCGUUAACCCUUCUACAGUAUUCGCUCUUAAAGCUUUGGGAAUUUGGUUUUUGAAUGGUUGAUAGAGUUAUCGGAUGGGAGCUCAGAAGAGCGUCCAUGCUGGCAAAGCCAAGAUAGACUUCAAUGUUGAUUUCACGCACAGGCUAUGUGCUGCUAUGAUGGUUCAUUCUUUCAGAAAUUCAGGCACUAGUAGUCCACUUUCGCUUAUUGUUGGGAGCCUUUGUGUAAAACACCCUAACUUAUUUGGAAAGAGUGAGAAGCUUGAUCUAUUGUGGGAUAAAGGGCUUUCAGAUUCCAAUAUAUUGAUUGCUUACAGGAAGCCUAGGCCUGAAUGGCUGGCUCAACAUUCUUUUGUCUUUCAGCACUCGAUCUCGCCUGAGGUUGGGAUACAUGGUGUGCCUGUUGACAACUUCUCAAAAACAGGGAGUGGAGGUGUCAAUCUAUGCCGCUUCUCUGCAGGCCUAGAUCUCGACGAGCCUGGAACUUCCAAUUGGACCACCAAAACUAGUAUAAAGUUUGAGCAUGUCCGUCCUGUCAAUGAUGAUGGCCGCUCAAUAAGUAGAGAUCUUCAUGGAUAUUCAGUGACUUCCAGCGGUAAUUUUCAUGAUAAUAUGGUAGUACUGAAACAAGAGUCCAGAUUCGCCAAAGCAAAUGAUCAUAGUUUCACUCGGUUUAGUCUACAAAUAGAACAAGGAAUUCCUCUUAUGUCAAAGUGGUUAAUUUUUAACCGGUUCAAGUUUGCUGCAUCGAAGGGAGUCAAAGUUGGUCCUGGAUUUCUCUUGGCAAGCGUUACAGGUGGUUCUAUCGUAGGCGAUAUAGCUCCAUACCAAGCAUUUGCAAUUGGAGGGGUUGGUAGUGUACGUGGAUAUGGUGAGGGUGCGGUUGGAUCUGGUAGAUCUUGUUUGGUUGCCAACACUCAACUCACAUUCCCUAUGAAUCUGAUGCUUGAUGGUGUUCUCUUCUGUGAUUGUGGAACUGAUUUGGGUUCUGGUCGCUAUGUUCCCGGAAACCCUGGUCUAAGACAUGGUAAACCGGGAGCUGGUGUUGGUGUUGGAUAUGGAGUCCGGUUAAAGUUCCCGAUGGGCCAUUUUCAGAUUGUAUCGCUACAUCAACAAUCUAUUAAAAAAAAUCUUAAAGCACAGAAGAAUAAGGGAGCAAGUGUGUUUCGAAUUGAGGACUUGCCUAUUCAUAGGCGACGCCGUUAGCCCUGACCUAGAGGCUCAUUUUGUUUAUUGCUUCUUAAAAUUUGUAUAUAUUAUGGAAGAUAAUUAACACAUAUACACAUGCAAAAGUUGGUUGAAAAGAGGACGAGUUAGGACGAAUAAUCAAAGAGCUUACCACCGGUCCAAAGAACAAAUAAACGUUUUAUUGCCCCAUUUCUUUUACAUAUUCCAUAUAAGAAUGUGAAAUACAUAUAAAAG